CCAGAAGGCUUCCAUUGGAAUUAAUGUUUUUCCUUACAGGGCCACAGAAAGUUGUGGAAAACAAGGUGAAAAUGCCAAAGUUGUUGUUUUUAGUGCCAGUGUGGGGUUUUGCACAGGUUUUUAGUUUAGGGUUUUGUUUUUGUUUUUUGUUUUUUUUUGACAGCAGCCUCCUUUGCGGAGAGAAAAAGAAACCAGCCACGGCAACCUGGACCAGACUCAAACUGGAAACGCCGCCUUACUCCGCGCAGCCCAGCUGUACAAUAGAGAGCAAUUAGGCCGGUCACGUGGGCAUCGAGGAAUGCGAUGCAUGCGUGUACGGGGGUGGAAGGGAAGGAUCUGGAGCGGCGGCGGCGCAGCUCUGCUCCCCACAGCGCCCUAUACCUUUGCAGCCGAAGCAGCCGCUGGAGUGGCAGUCGGGAGAGCCAACCGGAGGGGGCGAUUCCUCUCCCGCUCCUCCAAUCAUGCUCGAGGUCUCAGCGACAUCCUCUGCUCCGCAGGGUACCCUGCGUGUGUGUGCGGGAGAAAUGCUGACCGCCUGCGUGUUUCGGAGGGGAUUGGGCAGCCCGCCUCAGCAUCGGUGAAGCCGGAGGAGAGAGGUGGCAGUGCCUCGAGACUGCAAAGAAUCAUUUAUUGUAUCUUGAAAAGAAAACACAUUAGGGAAAGAGCAGUAGCAUGGAAAUGGAAGGAUUCCCUCCACCACCACCUCCUGAAGUUUUAGGAAAUGACAUACCAGUUACUGCUGCUAAUGAAGAAGAGGAAGAAGAAGGAGAACAGUUCGACUUUGAUAGCGGAGAUGAGAUACCAGAAGCAGACAGACAAAAUAUUUUGCCAAUUCAAGAAGAGGCAAAUUGUAUAGGGAAUGAAAAUCUAGAAAACCUAGAAGAAACUGAGAAAAUGCAGAGCUCCAAAGCCAAUGCAGAGGGCAUCCUACCACGGGUAAACCCAUACUCUGUCAUAACCAUUUCACCAAUGCAGGAAAAGGAGCUGUUGCUGUCACCAGAGCCAAGCACACAAGAUGGAACUAUAAGUCCCACCCUCUCAAGUGGAUAUUCGGUUCCGGUACCUUGUGGCUAUGCUGUGCCAUCCAAUUUGCCAUUGAUAUUGCCGGCGUAUUCCAGUCCUGUUAUAAUCCGCAACCCUUCUGUGGAUGAGGAAGCAAGUGUUCAUAUAGUAGCAGAGGAUGGUCAUUCAAAUUCUCAGAGUUCAGAAGAGCCUCCAAACAGUGAAGAUAAUCAGGGGAUCACAGAUGAGAAUGCCUUGGCCAAAUGGGUGGCUGAUCCUGCAAAUACAGAGUGGAUGGAGAAUCCUGAUGAAGUAAUAUAUGAUGAUGUACCAAGAGAAAAUUCAGACUCUGAACCAGAGGAGAUGAUUUAUGAUGAUGUUGAGAAUGGAGAUGAAGGUGGAAAUAGCUCUCCAGAAUAUGGGUGGAGUUCAAGUGAAUUUGAAAGCUAUGAAGAACAAAGCGACUCAGAGUAUAAAAAUGGAAUACCCAGUUCUUUUCUGCGUGGCAACCACAGAAGACAACUUUCUCAUGACCUAACCCGUUUAAAGGAGCACUAUGAGAAAAAGAUGAAAGAUCUAAUGUCCAACACAGUGGGAGGAGUGGAGAUUCAGCAACUAAAGCAAAAACAUGAGCUGAAGGAUCUGUUUGUCCCUAUCUUGCAGAUGCAGAAGCUCAUGAGAGCAGCAAGGGAAGGCACCAAAGACGGACUUGAAAAAACUAAAGCGGCUGUGAAGAAAGGUCGGUCAUUCAUCAGAACUAAGUCCUUUAUUAGUCAAGAACACAGAGCUACCUGUCUAGAGGAAGAGGAGCUGUUUAUUGAUGUAGAUUGCAUUCACACAGAAGCAAUCAUGACUCCGAUGCCAGAUGGAUUAUCCCAACAACAGGUAGUGCGAAGAUACAUUUUAGGCGCUGUGGUUGAUAGUGAGAAAAACUAUGUGGAUGCUCUGAAAAGAAUAUUAGACCAAUAUGAAAAACCUCUUUCAGAGAUGGAGCCCAAAUUACUGAGCGAGAGGAAACUGAAGAUGGUCUUCUACCGAAUUAAAGAAAUUCUUCAGUGUCAUUCAAUGUUUCAGAUGGCCCUGGCAAGCCGUGUCUCGGAGUGGGAUUCUGUUGAAAUGAUUGGGGAUGUCUUUGUUGCCUCGUUCUCGAAAUCCAUGGUACUAGAUGCCUAUAGUGAGUAUGUAAUCAAUUUUAGCACAGCUGUGGGGAUUCUCAAGAAAACAUGUGCUACAAAACCUGCCUUCCUUGAGUUUUUAAAGCAAUGUCAAGAAUCUAGUCCUGAUAGAAUCACUCUUUAUGGCUUAAUGAUGAAGCCCAUACAGCGUUUUCCUCAGUUCAUCCUUCUAUUACAGGAUAUGUUGAAGAACACGACUAAAGGCCACCCAGACAGGCUGCCUCUACAGAUGGCUCUCACAGAACUUGAAACACUGGCAGAGAAAUUAAAUGAAAGGAAAAGAGAUGCAGAUCAGCGCUGUGAAAUAAAACAAAUAGCCAAAGCCAUGAAUGAGCGUUAUCUGAACAAGUUACUCAGCAGUGGCAACCGGUACCUCAUCCGAAGUGAUGAUAUGUUAGAAACUGUUUAUACAGACAAAGGGGAGAUCAUGAAAACCAAAGAACGACGUCUGUUUAUGUUAAACGAUGUACUCAUGUGUGCUACUGUGCAUAUUCGCUCUUCCCAUGAAAGCAGUGGUGUCGUGAGUGGCCAGAGGUACUUAUUAAAAUGGAGUUUGCCACUUGGGCAUGUCGACGUCAUAGAGUAUAGAAGUAAUGAUGGUCAAGGAGAGAACUGCAGGUUCCCUUUGCAGUCAUCUUCUGAGAUCAUGGUUACCAAUGCCAAGCCAAAUAAGCUUUAUAUGGGACCAGGGCAACUGUACAGUGAUUUGCAGAACCUCUUACAUGACUUGAAUGUAGUUGGCCAAAUCAGUCAACUAGUAUGCAGUCUGAAGGGAAACUACCAGAAUUUAAAUCAAUCGGUGGCUCAUGAUUGGACCUCAGGUUUACAGAAACUCAUUUUGAAAAAAGAAGAUGAAAUUAGAGCUGCAGACCGCUGUCGGAUUCAGCUUCAGCUUCCAGGAAAACAGGACAAAUCAGGACGGCCUACUUUCUUUACAGCUGUGUUCAAUACAUUUACACCUGCCAUCAAACAGUCGUGGAUCAGAAGUUUACAGAUGGCUAAGCUUACUUUAGCUGAUGAAAAUCUGCUGGGUUGGUUCUGCAUAGAUGAUGACGGGAAUCAGAUUAAAAAAGAGAAACACCCACUCCUUGUGAAACACAUGCCUGUGAUGAUGGCCAAACAACAGGAAUUUAAGGUUGAAUGUGCUGCUUAUAAUCCUGAACCUUGUUUAUGUGAAGAAAGUGAUCCUGAUUCUCUUUCUAUGGAGUAUGGGUUUCUGUGGAUUGGCAGUUGUACUAAUCAGAUGGGCCAAAUCGCCAUUGUAUCAUUUCAAAACUCCAGUCCAAAGCUUAUUGAAUGCUUCAAUGUGGAGUCAAGAAUUCUUUGUAUGGUCUACAUUCCAGAAGAGGAGGAAUCCAAAGAAUCAAAUGAUAUGUUUCCUGAAUCCGGAGACAUGCCUACAAAACCUUUCAAUGUGUCUACUAUUUGUCUAGGCAUGGAAGAAGGAAGCAUUUCGGUUUACAAAAGUAGUCAAGGAUCCAAGAAAGUCCGUCUACAACACUUCUUUGCUCCCGAGAAGUCUACUGUGAUGAGCUUAGCAUACAAGACUCACCAUUUAUUUGCUGGCCUAGUCAAUGGAAAUAUUGCAAUCUACUCCAAAUUGGAAGAUGGGACCUGGAAUUCAGAACCACAGAAAAUAGUGAAAUUGGGAGUUCUUCCUGUCAGAGGUCUUCUUGUGAUGGAGGAAACCAUAUGGGCUGCUUCUGGUGGACAGAUAUUUAUAAUUAAUACGGAAACUCAUGCUAUAGAGUGCCAUUUUGAAGCUCAUCAAGAGGAAGGGAUGGUGAUCUCUCAUAUGGCUGUUGCAGGAGUGGGGAUCUGGAUUGCCUUCACAUCGGGAUCUACUCUCCGUCUUUUCCACACUGAAACCCUUAAACAUCUCCAGGAUGUUAAUGUGGCUACUCUUGCUCACAAUAUGUUAUCAGGACAGCAGCGUGUUUCAGUGACUAGCCUCUUAGUAUGCCAUGGUCUACUACUGGUUGGAACGAAUGUUGGGAUUAUAGUAGCACUCCCAGUUCCUCGCUUGCAGGGAAUCCCCAAAGUAACUGGAAGAGGCAUGGUAUCUUAUCAUGCCCAUAAUGGCCCUAUCAAGUUCCUUGUAACGGCCUCUGUGACAAAUAAGCAGAACAAAAAGAGGUCCAAGUCCAGGCUGAAUUGUCCUCAUUCAGGCCUGAAAGAGGAUGACCAAAAGGGUGUUGGACCUGAAAGGCCUAUUUCUUCUCUGAGCAACCCCACUGACAAUGCCAUUUGGUUGGGGGGCUCAGUCGGAUCCAUUGCUCAGAAAAGUGACUUGUCUUCCUCAUCUGGGUCACUCACGUUGUCUCACGGAUCCAACACAACUGAACCUCGGCCGGAAGAGAGUGCUGUCUAUGAGCUUUUGAAAGAAGUCUCCCCUGACCAGAGUAAAAGACAUAGAUCCAGAGAGGGGAAGGUGAUAUCCAUCAUGGUCAUCUCUGGAGGACAAGGACACAGAAGGGUGAAUAAGAAAUGCAAGCAGCAGCGGCCAGACGAACUGGUGUCUUCAAUAAUGGUUUGGCAGAUUCCACUGUUAAAGAUCUGACAACAGGACACAAUGCGAUUUGUACAAUGGCAUUUGCUUUGAUAUUAACACCAUCAUGAUGAAUUUAUGUUGUUUAUCUCAAAGCAAAUUAAAUAUCAAUGUUUGCAAAGGUUAUAAGAUUUCUUUGUCCUGAGUUUACGUGGGUUACCUUGUUACAACAAGUAUCUUAGACAUAUUCUAAGAAGCCCAUUUCAGAGCCACAUCUAAACAUAUUUUUGAGUUUUCAAAACUUUUGAGUUGAAAAAAAGCAUGAUUCAUUUCAAACAUUUUUUUCUCAUUUUGCUACUAUUUAUAUUCAAAUAUUGUGGCCUGAAAAUAUUCAGUGAAGAAAAAGGAUCAAAUAAUAUUUCUCUGAUGAGCCUUGCUUAAAUAAUUAUUUCUUGCAAGGCAAUAUCAUGCACAUGUGUUUCAUUUCCACAUACAUUUUUUUUAAAUAAUCAUUAUUCCAAGAUAGUCUACUAGCUUAAUUCCAGAGACUAUAAAUAAAUCUGUAAUAUACCUUCUCAAGUGUCAGACACAAUAAAAGUUUUUUUUUUUGUUAUAUUCUACAGAUUUAUACUUGGGAGGAAAAGGGGUAUGGCUAACUUUUAAUUAUUAAUACUUAAAAAUGAAUGUUGUAAAAAGAAAUGUUAAACAUUUGGAAUGAAAUAUGUUUCACUUACUAACUGGUGUAUUUUUUUUUAAGCUUUUGGUUAUUCCCAGUCAGUAGAAGGGAAAAUAAAACCACUGUGAAAUUUAGUAGAUUCAGGCAGUUGCUUGUGUUUUGGUGCUCCAUUUAAUUAUAGUACAUUCUGUCGCUGGCCAUAGAAUGUGCCCCAUUUAUCUAUAUGGCUGCUUAUAUAUUUUGAUUAGCAUCAGAUAAUAGAGAGGAAAUCAAAUAUAAACAUAAAAUAAAGAGACCCUAACAUUAAAGUAUAUUGUUUUCAUAAGAUUAUUAUGAUUGGCUAGCCAGCCAGCCAGAUGGAUAGUCUGGAUUUGGCAUUUUAAUCCACUUUUUCAGUCUUUCAAAGGAUCUGGGAUAGGCUGGUAUUGUUGUUUGACAGUGUUAAAGGUAUCAUCCACAGGAUGAAGCUGUUCCACAAGUAAAGUUGCCUGUUGCAAUUGAUGGUAGUAAUUUUGUCAAUGCUGAUGGUGUUCAAGUGGAGUUCCAGAUAUUUUAGAAUUGCACCCAGGGCACCUAUUACUGUUGGUACUGUCUUUGCUUUCUUUUGCUGUGGUUGUUCUAUUUCUACUUGCAGAUCUUUGUAUGUUGUGAUUUUCUCAAGUUCUUCUUCUAUUCCGCUGUCUCCAGUACUGCAACAUCAAGUAUUCAGACUUUUUUGUUUUUCUUACCAACAUUUGAUAUGUUUGAGGGGUUAUCUAGCAGGUGCCUAUCUGUUUGAAUUCUAAAGUCUCAGACCACCAUAGCUUCUUCAUUUUUCUAUUACUUUGUAUGUGUUGUGGUCCCACCAGUUUUUACUUGCAAUGGUAUUUUUUUAUAGAUCUUCCAAUACACCAUUGGAACAUCUACUUCAUUGCCAGUCUGUGCAGUGUUCUUGCAUCAGCUAAUUAGAUGGUCCACUGUUUCUUCAGCUCCUUUGCUGGGACCGCAUUUGCUGUCUGUUGCUGUCUUGUCAAUUCUGGGUUUAUAUACAUUUGUUCUUUAAGCUUGGCCUUGUGCAGGCAGAAUUAGCUCCCCAGUCUUUUUCUGCAACUUUCCUGCUCUUAGCCAUUGCCAGGUCUUGUUGUUAACCUGCUUGACCUGCUAUAUCUUUAAAUGUACUGGCUGUGUAAUACUUUGCCUUGCCAUGUCUCUGUUCUACGUUUCAUUUGGUCUUUUUUGUAGGCAGUUUGCUCUUGCCGGUAUUCAGUAAGCUUUAUGGUGUACUAGCUUCAUUGCAUCUUCUUCAUAGUUCUUCAGAUAGUCUUCCAGUGCCCUUUUUUUCUUCUUCAACUAUCUGGUGUACUUGCAACAUUCCACGUCCUUGUUUUCCUUGGUAAGUAAAGUAAGAAUGAAAGGAAUGAUUUAUUGUUAUUAUUUUUCUAAUCAUCCUACCCAGGGCUUUUAGUUCUGCUUGAGUCUAGUCCACUGUUCCAGCUCUGUAUCUAAUGACUUGUGAAGCUGUUAAUUGCCUUGUUGAUAUUUCCGUUACUGGGUCUGGACUUUAAGAUCUUCUUCACUGCCAUGAUAGAUUCACUUCUAACUUUCUUCUUGACUUCACUGUUCUUGUUGCCAGCUUGAUGGAUGCCCAGGAAUUUAUACUAAGCUUCUUCGUCUAGACCAGUGGUUCUCAACCUGUGGGUUGGGACCCCAUUUGGGGUCGAACGACCAUUUCACGGGGGUCGCCAAACAAGGCUGUCCGCCAUUUUUUCCCCCUUUUCUUUGGCCAUGCUCCUGGCACCCGGUGAUGUAUAAGUGGUUGGGGGUCACCACAACAUGGGGAACUGUAUUAUGGGGUCGCGGCAUUAGAAAGGUUGAGAACCACUGGUCUAGACUCUUGAUGUUAUUUCCAUUCACAUUUCACUAUUCUUCCUCAUUUGAUAGUGAGGGUGGCACAUUUGUCUAGUCCAAACUCCAUUGCAAUAUCUUGACUAUAUAUUGGGACAAUGUUGAGCAGCAAUUCUAUUUCAGAUGGUGCUUUUCCAUACAGCUUCCUAAUAUCCAUGCAAAGGACGUGGGGUAGGUUGGCAGAUUUCUUUGAUGUUUGUUAGCCAUGGCCUGACUUGUUCAGUAUUGUUAACAGAGGAGUUAAUGUAGCAACAAACUCUAUUGGUGACAGUCAGUCUCCUUGAAAAAUCCCUUUCUUGGUAUUAACCUCUCCUAGUAUUUCAACAUUGACCAGUAACUGUGUCUUCCAUUGUGCCAUGAUCUUUGCUUAAAGCUUCUACUGAUUCCUGUUAUUUUUAGACAUUUGAUUAUCCAAUAAUGUAGCAGAGAGUCAAAUGGCUUAUUAUAAUAAGUCCAAGCUAUGUUCAACUUGGCUUUCCUUCUCUUGUAGUUUUCCAGAAUCAUCAAUUAUUAGUUAAUCUUCGUUCCUUUUCUGUUUGAGUGGUUUGCUCAGAUGGAAAGAGCUUGUUUUCAGCUAGAUGCUAUUGGGCUGCAUCAGCUAUCACAUCAGUGAGCAAGUCAUUGGUAAGAAGGUAAUUGGCCUGUAGAUAACCCGGUACGGCCCCUUUUGCUGGAUCUUUCAUUAUGAGGUAGAUUUUGCCAUAUGUUAACCACUCUUCAAUUUCACCUCUUUGCAGUAUGUUGUUAAACUGCUUGGCAAUGAGUAGAUGUAGACCAGUCAGAUAUUUUAACCAAAAACCAUGCAGUUCAUCUUCACUUGGUGCUGCUGACCAAUUCCUGAUUUUCUUUGCCCUUUUCUCCACCAUUUCUGCUGUUAUUACAAGUCCUGUUUUAUUCUUAUCCACCUCCUUUAGCCAAGCUGCAUUCUUUUAUUUCUUUGGGUUGUCCCAUAACUAUGCCCAGUACUGCACUGUUUCUUCUUUGCCGGAUGUGGCUGGUUCACUGCAGUUUCUCCAUUAAUGGAUUGGUGGAAACAUUUCUGAUUUGACUGAAAUUGAAGAUUCUGCUUGUAGUGUGCAAUUUGAGCUUUGUAUCUGCUGAUUUUCUCGGCUGUGAGUGUUAUUUGUUGAUAUUUCUUGAUCAGGUGUUAUUUGGUCCUCUUGUUCUUUAGCUUCUUGUCUUUCAUCUGUUCCAGCUUGCUUGCAUCUGAUCUUAACAUGCUGUUCUUAUUUUAUAACCUGAUCUUCUAUUUUGGUGGUGUACUGUUUGGGUUUUUUUCUUGUUUGUUGAUUUUGCAUCCAACAUUUUCAGUUAUAUCUGCAGCCAUGCUGUAAAUUAAUUGGUUUGUUUGCCCAGGAUGCUUGAACCUCUGGCAUAACUCUCAUCCUCUUUGGAGCAUGCAAGCCCCACAGCCCCAUCAAGUGAAACGUUAGAAGUUCACUGCUCUCCAGAUACAUCAUUGACUGUUACCAAUGCAUUUUAUUUAUACAGACUUUAAUCUGAAGUCAACAAAUGUGCAUUUGUCAUGUGAAUAUUGGCAAAAACACCCAGCCCUACAUCUAUAGAAAGAAAAUGCCAUGGCCAUUUCCAAGCAGUAAGGAAGAGAAUUUGUAUAAUUAAAGCAAGUCAACACAUUUCCUUUUAUGAAAAUGAAAAACUAGAUACUUACUUGGGAUGCAUACACAGGUGCUAUCACUCCUGUGAAAAACUAAUUGCUCGUGACCAACAGUUACAACUUCAGGAGCCAUUGUAAUGACUCUGGAUAAUGGCAAUUGAGCAUUGGCAAUCAUUUUACAAUUUAUAGAAUUAUGUGAUGUCUUAAAACCUGGGUGUAUCUGAGCCUUGCCAGAGUUUAGCUGCAGGAUGAGAUUUAUCUCAAGCUCACAAGCUUACCCAGUUGGGUUUCUUGGGGUUUGUAUAUGUAAUAGUGGUAUAUUCUGGUAGGAUGGGAUGGGAGAUGAGAAUUUAAACUAAACGAGCUUUGCUGUACCAAGAGCAGUAUGUUGGAUCACAGAGUCCUAAUUUCAUCUUUUUCCUUCUUGAAGGAAGGGAAAUUCUAGUAGGAAACUUAUAUUACAAAGCUGUGUUAUGGCCAUUUCUUUCAAGUAUUGUAGACUGAAUCCAUUGUAGUUGAGGUAGAGCCAAAUAGAUCAAUGAAUAUUGAUUAUGUUACGUGUGACUAAAUUUGGUAAUAGUUAUACAAUAAUGAAGACAUAAAUAUGUUUGUGUGAGAGGGGAAGGGACUUCCUCUUUUCAUGAGGAUGGAAAAAGAGUAAGCAGAAAAUGGAGUGGCAUCUACCAGCAAGUUAUUGGUUUGCAAUAAAUUAGAACACACUUUUAAUAUGAGCAAUAGAUUUUUCUCUCAAUUAGACCAUUGAAAGCCUUACUAUCUAGUUAAUCAAGUAUAGAUUCAUAUUUGUGGAAUCACAAAUUUACAGCUUAGUAGGUAUCAUGGAUAAUCACUUCUGUCUUUGAGUUGCUCUUUUAUAUAUGGUUCCAACAGAUACUGGUCUUCGUAGUCAAACACUCACUAGAUAUCAUAAGUGUGUGUCCUUGUAUAAGGACCCGCCUCAAUCAGUUCUCCCAAGAAAGCAUAACUCUUGAAAUGGCAUCAUUUCAAAAGGAACUUUAAUUGGGAGAUGUUGGCAGCAUGAAUAGAAGGCAGGAUCUGAGGGUUUCCCGUGCAAAUCAAGUAAUUAAAAGUGUCCAUAGUAACCCCACCCAAACUGUCCAUCCGGACAGUUCAAACAGGCCAAUCUGCCUGCCGGCGUGAAAACGCUGUGGAAACAGAGUGAUAAGGUGCUGUUUCCAAGGCUGUUAGAGGUCUGCACCGUCUCUUCCACACUCGGAGAUAAGGCGGAUGGCCAGAGGUACAUUCCAUUCCCACCCUGUUAGAGACACAUCAAAGAGAAUAAAGCAAGAGACAGAGCAAAGCAAAUACACAUUAGCACCUUCCAUGCACACAGAACAUAGAGUUCUGAUACCUUGGCUGGAUGUGAGACCUUGUCAUAUAUAUUUUAGGUCAGCAGUAUUGAAAUAUUUGAAUUUCUGGCUCCUUAGUGCAGACUUGGUAUUCCCAGAAUUCAUUUCUAGAUGAGAAUUUUCCAUAAUAAAGAUACAACUAUCAGUUCUUUAAGCCAUAAUUUUAUGGCUUAAAGCGUUGCAAAUGCAUUAUCAAGUUCUUCCAAAUGAGUCUUUCAUUGCAGAAAUGAGCAGAGGACAAUAAAAAGAACUGAUAAUGUCUACAUAAGUUGGAAAAAUAUUUUUAACUUUUAGCACUUAACCAUCCCAGUUUACAUUCCUCAAAACACUUGUUAUUUAGUUUUUUUGUUCAAUAGUGUUUUUUUUUGCCAUUGGUUGAUAAAAUAUGAAACUAGUUCCCUAAUUUCAAGAUUUCUUUGAACUAACCUGUCUUGGAUAAUAUUUCCGACACUCAGAUUCAACUUGCUUUGGAAACUGAAGAGUCUUUGAGGAAGAGUUUGUGAUAGAGCUUUUUAAGGAAAAUUCCAUAAACUCUCUAGAUCCUGGUUAUUGGGGGCUGCUGAGGAAGUUUCCUACAAGUAAUCCCACAAGAUUAUAAAAUAUAUGUGCUAUAUUACAGAACUUUUUAAAACUCCAAUAAAAUUGUAUAUAUGUAUAGAUUAAAAUGCUAACCUGUAACCAAAGUACUGCUUUAAUGUUGGAUACAAGCCACAUUUAUAAUGCACAUAGAAAUAUAUAUGUUGCUAGGCAGAUUUUGCGUCUGAUCGCAUGUGAGAAUAGAGACAUCUGGGAGGAAGAUAGCCACUACGUUUCAUCAAAUGUUUUCUAUAUCUAACAGUACAUUUGUUAUAACCUGAGCCAUACAAAUAUGUAUUUAUGUCUAAAAUAAACUCAAUAAACUGUGAAUAAACAAGA
Crotalus tigris (Tiger rattlesnake) is the source of this 11122-nucleotide messenger RNA. It is a transcript of the gene ARHGEF10, whose product is annotated as Rho guanine nucleotide exchange factor 10. Lineage: Eukaryota; Metazoa; Chordata; Lepidosauria; Squamata; Viperidae. The transcript has 29 exons. The record is from RefSeq and is a predicted model, not a curated record. Gene Ontology annotation, molecular function: guanyl-nucleotide exchange factor activity; protein binding. Bases 673 to 4737 code for a protein of 1354 amino acids. Gene Ontology annotation, biological process: actin cytoskeleton organization; positive regulation of stress fiber assembly; mitotic spindle assembly. Gene Ontology annotation, cellular component: centrosome.